GGUGACGCCACUUCCGGACUUCCCCUGGAGCCUGUAAACCCACGUCAGCGUCCCUGCCACCUCCAGGUGGUGGACCUGGUGAUUUUUAAAAACUAUGGAUAUGCUCUUCAGAAUAAGAGGAGGCCUAGAUCUGGCAUUUCAAUUAGCAACUCCUAAUGAACUGUUUAUCAAGAAUGCACUAAAGCAUGUGUUGAGUGAUCUGUCCGCCAAGCUUUCUUCAGAUGCACUUGUGUUCAGAAUUUGCCACAGCUCGGUUUAUCUAUGGCCAAACAGUGACGUAAACACCAUCCCAGGAGAGCUGACUGACAGCUCUGCCUGCAAGAACAUAAUACACUGUAUUCAAUUUGAGCAGGAAGAGGAUACAAAACGAAAAUUCAUGAGAAAGAAAGACAAAAAGUUAACAGAUGUGCGUCAAAUAGUAAAUAUAGAUCUUAUGCUGGAAAUGUCAACCUCUCCGAGAGCCGUAAGCCCCAUCAUCGAAAGAGAAAGUGGAGGACACCACUACAUUAAUAUGACCUUGCCGGUCGAUGCAAUUGUAUCUGUUGCCCCAGAAGAAACAUGGGGAAAAGUUCGCAAACUUCUAGUGGAUGCAAUUCAUAAUCAACUAACUGAUAUGGAAAAAUGCAUUUUGAGAUAUAUGAAAGGAACAUCUAUUGUGGUUCCUGAACCACUGCAUUUUUUAUUGCCAGGGGAAAAAAAUCUUGUAACAAUAUCAUAUCCAUCAGGAAUUCCAGAUGCUCAACUGCAGGCCUAUAGAAAGGAGUUACAUGAUCUCUUCAAUCUGCCUCAUGACAGACCUUAUUUCAAAAGGUCUAAUGCUUAUCACUUCCCAAAUGAACCCUACAAAGAUGGCUACAUUAGAAAUCCACAUACUAAUCUUAGUCCACCUAACAUGGAGACUGGUUUGAUCUGUGUGGUCCAGGGCAUAUAUGGCUAUCAUCAUUAUAUGCAGGAUCGGAUAGAUGACAGUGGCUGGGGCUGUGCCUACCGGUCCCUGCAGACUAUCUGCUCAUGGUUCAGACAUCAGGGAUACACAGAGCGGUCCAUUCCAACACACAGAGAAAUUCAGCAGGCUCUAGUUGAUGUCGGUGACAAACCAGCAACAUUUGUCGGAUCUCGGCAAUGGAUUGGAUCUAUUGAAGUGCAGCUGGUACUAAACCAACUGAUUGGUAUAACUUCAAAAAUACUCUUUGUCAGCCAAGGUUCAGAAAUGGCCUCUCAAGGACGGGAACUGGCUAACCAUUUCCAGAGUGAGGGCACUCCAGUAAUGAUUGGGGGAGGCGUUUUGGCUCACACAAUACUAGGAGUUGCAUGGAAUGAGAUUACAGGCCAGAUAAAAUUUCUUAUUCUAGACCCACAUUAUACAGGUGCUGAAGAUCUGCAAGUCAUUUUGGAAAAGGGCUGGUGUGGAUGGAAGGGCCCAGACUUUUGGAACAAGGAUGCUUACUAUAACUUAUGCCUUCCUCAACGACCAAAAAUUAUUUAAAUUAUUUUGGAUUCAAAGACUAUAAAGGUGGUAUUAUAAUGUUAAUAAAAACACGCUUAAUUUUAAAUUAA
This is a messenger RNA of Nannospalax galili (Upper Galilee mountains blind mole rat), 1557 nucleotides long. It is a transcript of the gene Ufsp2, whose product is annotated as UFM1 specific peptidase 2. The record is from RefSeq and is a predicted model, not a curated record. The transcript has 12 exons. Bases 95 to 1486 code for a protein of 463 amino acids. NCBI's taxonomy places the organism in Eukaryota, Metazoa, Chordata, Mammalia, Rodentia, Spalacidae.